Hyla sarda is the source of this 919-nucleotide messenger RNA. RefSeq names its product frataxin (gene FXN). The record is from RefSeq and is a predicted model, not a curated record. Gene Ontology annotation, biological process: iron incorporation into metallo-sulfur cluster; intracellular iron ion homeostasis. Bases 8 to 712 code for a protein of 234 amino acids. Gene Ontology annotation, cellular component: mitochondrion. The transcript is spliced from 5 exons. Lineage: Eukaryota; Metazoa; Chordata; Amphibia; Anura; Hylidae. Gene Ontology annotation, molecular function: ferroxidase activity; ferrous iron binding; 2 iron, 2 sulfur cluster binding.
CCACUAGAUGUCAGUAGAGACAAGGCUAUGUGCUGUUCAAAUGCUCAGACGUGAUAAAUCGAGUCAGAUAGCGCUAGGGGCAGCUAAUCCAUCCCUGAUAUCAGGCUCAGUGACACCCGUGGUAGUGCAUGUGUCACCUUGUCUUUCCGGGAGUAUGUCGGCUCUGUUUAGGGCAACGAGAGCGGUCACCUGCCUCCCAAGGGUUUCCCGCCACCCGAGAGCGGCAGUUAGCUUUGUCAGACGCUGUGUUACACUGCAGUGUAAUACAUGUUUUAGCCUAAAAGUCCAAUCUGUCCCCAGAAUGGUUGGCAUAGCUAUAAGCCGAGGAACUGGAACUCUGUCAAGUACCAGUACUUUGGAUGAAACUACCUAUGAGAGGUUGGCAGCUGAUACAUUGUAUUCCCUUGCUGAGUUCUUUGAGGAUCUUGCUGACCAGCCAUUCACACCAAGUGAUUAUGAUGUCUCUUUUGGGAAUGGAGUUCUAACAGUUAAAGUUGGAGGAAACAUUGGAACUUAUGUAAUCAAUAAACAGACUCCAAAUAGACAGAUCUGGUUGUCUUCCCCCACAAGUGGACCUAAAAGAUAUGACUGGACUGGAAAAAGUUGGGUGUAUUCACAUGAUGGUGGAUCUCUUCAUCAGAUUUUGGAACAAGAACUUUCUCUUGCGCUGAAUGCUACACUUGACCUAUCUCACUUGGUAUAUUCAUCCUGAUGGGCAGUUUAUAGACUUUCGUGGACCAUUAAGUGAAGGCCUCUUAUAAAGGACAGCUAUACAUUUUAUUAUUUGUGACCUCGAUCACAAAAUCAUCUGACGUUAUGGCAUGGUCUAAAUAGCCAUUUGUUUAAAUCCCAUUUUUUACAGCUGAAUUCCUCUGUGUUGUAAUGAAAUGUUUAUUAUUAUAAACUAUAUUUAAUCAUU